This is a messenger RNA of Mastomys coucha (southern multimammate mouse), 2278 nucleotides long. Its product is annotated as anthrax toxin receptor-like. Bases 232 to 2232 code for a protein of 666 amino acids. The record is from RefSeq and is a predicted model, not a curated record. Gene Ontology annotation, molecular function: signaling receptor activity. NCBI's taxonomy places the organism in Eukaryota, Metazoa, Chordata, Mammalia, Rodentia, Muridae. The transcript is spliced from 17 exons. Gene Ontology annotation, cellular component: membrane.
GCAGGCAGCUAGAGACAGGAUACCCCAGAACAGUCAAGUCCCCAAUCUCUAUGCUCUGAGGCCACUAAGUGGAAAGCAGCAGUAAGAACUGGUGAGAGGACACAAGGGCUAUUGUCCCUAAGUGCAGAUAGAGGCACCAGAGAACAAAAUGGGGGAUGGCUAGAAUUUAGCCUACCUAGACCCUGGCACAAGCUCCCAAAUUCUAAUAGACUCACAGGAUCAGCCAAGAAAAUGCAGGACUAUGGUCCCCAGGCUUCCUGUUUGGUGUACCUGCUGCUGCUGCUACUAUUGUCUACGCUAUUUAUUGCAGUCCAGAGUUUUCUGUACCCUCGAUCUGGCCAAAAGCCCUAUCCUGAGGAAUCUGCUAGGUUCUUUAGUUAUAAUGUCAGGAAGACAAGGCAGACUGGGGUAGAUGAGGAAGAUCCUCUGCAAUAUUGUGACGGUGACUUUGACAUUUACUUCAUCUUUGACAAGAAGCCUCUUCUGCUUCUGUCCUUGUUCUGCCUGCCUGCUGUUUCCCUCUGUAACCGGUAUCCUGUGGGCAUAUUUCUACUGCUUAAAGGGGCCUCAGCAUCUGAGAGUGUCAUGCAUCUUUUGGCCCCUGGACAGAUGGUUGAGCAGCAACUUGAGAGAAGACCCCUGCUUUCGGUGGGGAAAAAGGGAAGGCCUGACUCCAGUCAGAAGGGAUUGACUCCUCUCAGAGCACCUGUGAGCUCUCCUUCAGGUGCCUUUGGCCUGUCCAAAGCCGUGCCAAAAUGGGCUGACUUGUACACAUCCUGGGAAGAUAUGGUGGAGAAAUACAUGAACCCCAAACAGCAUAUGAGCUUCAUUCUCUUUGAUACCACAGCUUCAAUCAAAAUGCCACUCACCUCAGAAAGGUGGAAAAUCCGCCAAGAGCUCACCAAACUUAAGAACGUUGCGAUGGAUGGAUCAACAAACCUACAGAAAGGACUGGAAAAGGCUAAUGAACAGAUCCAAACCGUCAACUCAGGAGCCACUAAAAGGACUAGUCUGAUCAUUGUUGUCAUUUGUGGGGACAUGACACCACAAGUAUUGAAGGAAUCUAAGGAUGAGGCUGAUAAAGCUCGGAGCAUGGGGGCAUAUGUUUACUGUGUCGGUCUAAACAACUAUGAUAGACAAAAGUUGAAUGAGAUUACCGACAAUGAUGAAAAUGUGUACAUUGUGAAAGGCCAAUCUGAUAAGCUACAUCAGGAAGUAGACUUGAUUGGCACAAUGACCUGCCUUGAACUCAGACAAGUGGAGCAUCUGUGCGUAGGAGAGAAUCACCCAGUACUCUUACGUGGAUACGGCUUUCACAAUGCAAAGAAUCUCAGUGAUGCUAUUUGCAGAUUCAAGUUCAGUGACUCCACAAUCAUUGAUAAGAAUCCAACUAAUAAGAACUCCACUGUCAUGUUUUGUCCUGCACCAAAGAUAGAGCAACCCGGACAAAUCAUCUUAGUUGAAGUUAGGCUGAACAGUGGAAAAGACUUCCUGGCCCACACCAUCCCUGUGAAUACUUCUGACUGUAUACCUCCAUCAGUGACCACCACUCCUGCCCCUGAAAACUCUACCCUACCAACAACCAUUCUGACAACGCCGCCAGGAAACCCUAUCCCCAAAACAACUAUUCCAGGCCGCCCUACUGUACUUCUCCCUCCUCCUCCCCCACCUCCACCUCUACCUCCACCUCCACCUCGGCCUCCAACUUCACCUGUGCCUCCACCGCCAGCCAUUGUUCGUCCACCAGCUGAGCCAAGCAAGGAAGUUUUGCUCAGCACCAUGGUCCUGCUCCUGAUGCUGAUCCCUGUAGUGCUGUGGUGGAUCUGGUGGCUGUGCUACAGGCGGCCUGUCAAGGCGCUGCCAGCACCUGCACCACAACCAAUGCCCCAAAAGAAAGAAAAGGCCCCUCCUCCAGUGCCUCCCCCAGCUCCACCUCCAGCAACGAUGAAUGAGCCCCCCAUUGUGAUCAUCUGCUGCUGUACCUGCUAUGAUGUGUGUGUGAGAAAAGGUCCUAAGGGGCCGUACACCAACCUUAACCUCCUGAAGGACCUCUGUUCUCGAGUUCCCUGCACCUCUAAGGCCCCCUUCUCCCCACCGGAGGAAUACCUGUGCCUGGCCUCCUGUUCCCAGUGCCACCAUCUCCCACAUAAUUAUCCCAGGGCACUUCCUCUGCUCCCUCCUCCUGCCCAUGUGUCUCCCAAAGCCCCAUUGUCACUUCCUCCCAGGCAGUAGACCUCUCAGACACCACAGAGCCAAGAUUGAGAGGUCUUUCUUUGUU